AGGCGCCGCGUCGCGCACUCGGCCAUGGAUCACGUGCCACCGGCUGCCCCUGGCGCCGGCGGCCACAUCCCUCUUCCUCUGCUGAUGCACCCCUGUCCCAGAGCGAUCGUCGUCUCUGGAGACGCGAGCAGGCUGCACGCCAUGGAGACGGGGCUUCGCCAAGAAGGCUACAAAGAAGUGGAGACUUACACCGACCCAACGGUGGCCAUGGCGAUGCGCAGGGGAAGGUACCAGCUCGUGAUGGUCGACAUGUUCCCGCUUCGCGCCGGCGCGCUUGAGCUCUUGGAGUGCGCCAUCAGCGAGAUGAACGCUGAAGCUCAAGCACUAUCAAAAGUUGGCAAUAGAUAUAGAAAACUGUCCAUCCGAGAUCUUGAGACCAUUAGGCAAACCAUCAAAUUCAAUAAAUCUACAUCAUCAGAAGAAGGCACACUGAACCAUGACGACGACGACGACGACAACAACAACAACAACUCGCCGACAUCUACCGUAUCCACAGCAACAAUAGGGUCAUCCUCAGGAAGGAGGGCGCCAAGCAUGAAGAUGAUACGACGACAUGAGAUGAAGAGCCAGGAGGUAGAGCAAGAUGGAGAGCACACUGAGGCCCAGCGGCAGCAACUAACAGAUAAGUCGAAGAAAGCUCGACUUGUUUGGACUGAGGAACUACACAACAAUUUUGUGGACGCGUAUAAUAAACUACUUCCCAAAGAUCGUGUGCCAAAGAAAAUACUUAGGCUGAUGAAUGAUCCUAGACUCAGCAGGGAGAACGUUGCCAGCCACCUUCAGAAAUAUAGGUUGAAUAAUUUGGUAUGUGGAGAACCACAACCUAUUCAUAGAAACGAUUUAAGAACACAGCAUCCUAAGCUUGCUCAAGCAUCCUUGCUCCAUCUCAACAUGUCUCAGGUGCCUUCUAUGAUGACGCAAGUUCCAACCGCAACCUCAGUUUACAUGAACCAGAUAUCGAAUCCUGAAACAACGAUCAUAACUUCAGCAAAAAGUGACACAGACAAAAAGCGUAUGGAUGUCGUGGUACCAGAAAAGAUCACAACUUUAGCAAGAAGCGACACAAACAAUGAGCGGGUGGACGCUGUGGUACUGGAAAAGAUGUACACUGGACCUCAAGUAGAGAUGGAACAUAAAGUUGACACUGAACCCAGACAAAAUAAAAUUAUUUGUAUGCUGGGUAUUUCAGAUGGUAGUUUUCAAGAAGAUUGUAACGACAUCACGCAACAAACAUGGAGCAUGGAUCGGGGACCCUGGGAACGGGAGCCGGACUUCAAUUUCUACGCAAGUGAUCUAAGUGAUUAAACCAGAAGGAAAUUUAUGCUUAUGAAUGGGGUUUCUUUAUCUGUAAGCAUAAUUAUUUAAAUAAUAAUAUCCUAAAGGAUGUUAUAGAACUUGGAAAUUUGUUAGACCGGUCUGCCAAUGGUAGUGAUAUAUUAUUCGUUAGAGCACAAUUGAUAAACAUUUUGUUUUUGUAUGUAACAAGUAGUAUGUAACAUACUUUGUCACCUGAAUCUACAGUAGCAUUCUAGCUA
Molecule: messenger RNA, 1535 nt
Organism: Brachypodium distachyon (stiff brome)
Lineage: Eukaryota; Viridiplantae; Streptophyta; Magnoliopsida; Poales; Poaceae
Product: two-component response regulator ARR14
Exons: 9
Coding region: 25-1305 (426 amino acids)
Biological process (GO): regulation of DNA-templated transcription
Cellular component (GO): nucleus
Molecular function (GO): DNA binding; DNA-binding transcription factor activity
Source: RefSeq, a predicted model, not a curated record